CGUUUCAAGUUCCUUCUGUUGCAACAUCGUUGUUUUUUUGUUGCGAUUGUUUCUGUUGCAACUUCACUUUUUUAGUCUUUCUCAACACGCUCAGAUUUGGUAUUCUCAUUCACUCUCAGUUUUUUUGUUUCUUGAAUUGCGUUCGCUCUCAGCAUUGUUCAGUUCUCUCGCGUUCUCAAUUCUCUCCCUUCCUUUCACUCUCUGUCUCUAUUAUCCGUUUUUCAUCCAACGUGCGCACGCAAUGAUGGCUGCCGACCAGCAGUCUGACGACGACGUUGCCAGCUCAGCGUCGACUACUGCAUUGCGCGGUCGUUCUGGAUCAGACACGUCGUCCGCUGACAAUGCGGCUUCGCUCACUCCCCGCGUCCCACCAUCACGACCAUCGCUACCAUUAUCAUCAUCAUCAUCAUUAUCAUCAUCAUCGCCGUUCAGUGACGCAGCCGCCGAGUCCGGUGCUCGACGCGUGAACAGCACUAGUAACGCCCGAAACCCAGCCACGGCAAGCACAAGCACGUCUUCUGCAUGGGACGACCAACGCGCCCCAGACAACAAUAGUGAUAAUAAUCAUGAUCAUGAUGACAAUGAUGAUGGAAAUGAUGAGCGUCGGCGUCCUGCUGCCAAUGCCAAUGCCGAUGCUGCUGCUGCUGCUCCACCUCCAAGAACAAACAGCCAGCAAUUGAGCGAGUCGCAUCUCGAGUGCCCAAUAUGCAUGAGCCUAUUUCGAAGUGCAACGGAUCUUUCAUGUGGUCACAGUUUCUGUGCAAGUUGCAUCUCAACGCAGCUACAACAAGUGGAACCCAAUCAACGACGCUGCCCAAUCUGCCGGACACCCGUUACCUCCAUCCAUCCGUCCUACUCGCUGCGUCGCGUCGUGGAUGCGUACAUUGAAGCCAAUCCAGAGAGAGCAUCGCAACUCUCGCCUCUCAUUUCACAAGAACAGCUCCUUUCGUCAACCGGACCCGUCUUCCCAUCACCAAACUCGCUGGUCAAUAACAAUGCCAACAUGGACAGAAACUACGAAGGCCAUUUCUCCCCAGCACCCGAAAACCGCUCGCAGCGAUCCCAGCCAAGUUCGGGCUCCGAGACGUUGAUGGUCAUUGUGUUUAUUUUUACAGUCUUGCAUAUUUGGGAUCCCUUCGAUAUGAAGACGCUCUGCGGGCACACCUGGUGGUGCGAUUUGCUUCUCGAUUCUUACGACGAGGUAUUGAUAAUAUUCUGGGUGGCGUUCUUCGUCAUGCGAGCAUUGUCGAACUUGGAGAAUACGGCACAGUAGUUUGGAUGCUUGCUGUGCGAGCGGCUACCCGGCUGGUUGUUCAUUUUUGUUAACACGAAGUGCGCUUCAUUGAUGGUUUAUUGUCCUUGCUGGAUUAUUGGACGCUGUGCUCUUAAUUGUGCAUUCAUUGACAAGGCUUUUUGAAUCGAGCAAUUCUCUU
Messenger RNA from Capsaspora owczarzaki ATCC 30864, 1433 nucleotides. RefSeq lists its product as hypothetical. NCBI's taxonomy places the organism in Eukaryota, Filasterea, Ministeriida, Capsasporidae. The coding region runs from base 242 to 1273 and encodes 343 amino acids. The transcript has 4 exons. The record is from RefSeq and is a predicted model, not a curated record.